Messenger RNA from Ipomoea nil (Japanese morning glory), 684 nucleotides. RefSeq lists its product as uncharacterized. The record is from RefSeq and is a predicted model, not a curated record. The coding region runs from base 1 to 684 and encodes 227 amino acids. The transcript has a single exon. NCBI's taxonomy places the organism in Eukaryota, Viridiplantae, Streptophyta, Magnoliopsida, Solanales, Convolvulaceae.
AUGCAUCCCGAAAAAAUAUGGGGGCCUGGGUUCAAGGAUCUGAGGGCUUUCAAUUUGGCAAUGCUAAGUAAGCAGGCAUUGAGGUUGCUUACUAACACUGAUUCGUUGGUGUCGCGCAUUUAUAAGGCCAGAUACUAUCCUAAGGAUAUAUUUUCUGAGGCAUAUCUAGGAAAUAAUCCCAGCUAUUGCUGGCGCAGUAUUAUGGUAGCUAAGAAUUUAAUAUGCAGUGGGGUAAGACGGCGAGUUGGAAAUGGAAAAUCUACCUUAAUCUGGGAGCACCUUUGGCUACAGGAUGAACAGAAUCCUAUGAUUCAAACUGAGAUGCCGCCACAGUUAGCUGGAGCAAGGGUUGAGAGGUUAAUUGACCAGGAUACUGGUUCAUGGGACCAACAUAUUCUCACUGAUAUUUUCCUGCCAGUUGAUAUACCUAAAAUCCUAAAAAUUCGGAUCUCUCCAAAUUAUGAUGAUAUGUGGUAUUGGUAUGGGGAUCUGAAUUGUUGUUACUCUGUCAAGAAUGGCUAUAGAUGCAUUAUUGGAAAUUAUGAGAAUAAUAAUGAUGGAGCAUUUAACAAUUGGACCACUCUAUGGAAGUUAAAAAUUCCACCCAAAUGGAAAACCUUCCUAUGGAGAGCUAUUAGUGAUAUCCAAGUUGAGCCCAUAUAUAUGUAUAAAUAUAAGUAUUAA